UUCAGGUCUCACCGUGAGGAGUAGCUGCGGUGAGAUGUUUGUACUCGCCUCGGCUCAGCGGCGUGUCUCUUUGUAUCUCUCUCUCUCUCUCUCCCUGUGGUUCCUGGUGAUAUUUACCUGAAAAGAGGAAUUCGUUGAACAGAUCGAAUAAAAAGCUACUGGUCACAGUUGGGAUUAGAAGAUGGCACAAGCUUUUUGACAGAAAAAGGAAAUAUGCUGCAGGAAAACUAGGCAUGGCUGCCCAUCGAAUUCGAGCAACGAAUAACAACAAUGCAAUACCUCGCUGCAAGUCUGAGGGAACACUCAUUGAACUGACUUCUGGAGUGUUAGAAGCCACCCUCUCUGACGUUAAAGUGCCCAGCCCUAGCACUUUACGACUGGAAGCUACUGCCUCAAUUGAAUCUGCUCGAGAAGUUAUUGCCAUUAAAGAUUACUGUCCAUCAAACUUCACCACCUUGAAGUUUUCUAAGGGGGACCAUCUUUAUGUUCUUGACACAUCUGGUGGAGAGUGGUGGUAUGCCCAUAAUAACACAGAGAUGGGUUACAUCCCAGCAGCCUACGUCAAGCCUGUCAAACAGCAAGAAUCUCUAUCCUGCGACAGUGGCAUGAUCGACAGCCUAGCAGACAUUUCUAAUGAUGGGUCCAAAGAGCAAGAGCAACGUGGAGAGUGGGACGAGCACGUAAAACCUAUGGUUUCGCAAAACGGAAACCCUUUCGUAAAAAAGCGGAUGUCCCUCAACCCAUUCCUUGAUGGCUCCUUGUUAACUGAUCAAAACAGUAUCCAGAGUUCCUCUCCAGACUCAAAAAACAACAGCAGUAUUAACAUCAACAAGUUUGGAAGUAAUAUUUUGGAUUCGUAUUGCUUAAACCCUGACACAGAGAAAGGUCCAGUACUCAGAAGGAACAAUCCGUUUUAUAGGAGCAAGCGUUGUUACAGUUUGUCCGAACUGUCCAUCUUGCAAUCGCAGGCAGAUGCACCUCCGGAAUUCUUGGGGUUUUUCGGAAGCUUGAAAGCACCUUCACCUGAACAGUUUCAGAGUAGAGAAGACUUCAAAAAUGCCUGGUUAAACCACCGCAAGUUUACAAGGUCCUGUCAUGACCUAGACUCCAUUGGGCAAAAUCCCGGAUGGGGUCAAACACAGCCAAUCGAGACCAACAUCGUGUGCAAACUCGACAGCUCAGGUGGUGCUGUUCAGCUACCCGACACUAGUAUCAGCAUCCUUGUGCCUGAGGGCCAUGUUGCACCAGAUGACACUCAGCAGAUAUCAUUAAAAGCCUUGCUGGACCCACCAUUGGAGCUUAACAAUGAUAAAUGUACUACAGUGAGUCCAGUUGUGGAGAUCAAACUUAGCAAUAUGGAAACAAAAACCACUUUAACAUUAGAGAUGAAAGUAUCCGUUGUUGUCAAGAUGGAGAGCCGACAAACGGCAGAAGUGAUCUGUGUCCGCAGCGACUGCAAGGACGGACCCUACGUUCCAGUUUCUAAUGUUUAUAUGUAUGGAGAUACAGUCCAGGUAACCUUGGACAAUUUAGAGCCAUGCAUGUAUGUAUCAGUGGUUGCUCAAGCCCAGGUUGUUGCCCCAUACAACACAGUCUGGGAGCAUGUUGUAAAGAAAGUUACACUUGGCGUAUAUGGUCCUAAGCACAUCCAUCCAUCAUUUAAGACAGUUGUUGCCAUGUUUGGCCAUGAUUGUGCUCCCAAAACAUUAUUAGUAAGUGAAGCUAAAAUGCAGUCCCACUGUAUUCCGCCAUUAUCCCUCCAGCUCUGGGGGAAACACCAGUUUGUACUUGCAAAGCCUCAAGAUCUUAAGGUUGGUGUGUAUUCUAACAUUUCAAAUUUCGAAGUGAAAAUUAGUGAGCAGACAAGAGUGGUGAGGAGUUUUCAGCUGAAACUUGGCAAAGUAUCACGCCUCAUCUAUUCCGUAUCUGCUCGAGAUCCAGACAACAUCUCAGACUUCACUUUGCGCAUUCAAGUUAAAGACGACAAGGAAUGCAUCCUCGCCCAGUUCUGUGUUCAGACACCACCCCCUCUGCCAAAGGUUGCAACGAGCACGGUGCAGAGGCGCUUUUUAAAGAAAAACGAGAAGCACAAAACCAUACUCUCACCUCUUCUAGGAGUCACAAAAUAUCCAGUGUUUCAGGACAGACCAGUCAAAAAUAUCAAGUUUGGAAAGUUGCUAAAGACUGUUCUUAGACAAACCAAGAGCCAGUAUUUGCUGGAGUAUGUGAAAGGCGACGUGGUGGCACUUUUGAGCGAAGAAAAAAUCAAACUCAAAGGGCAUCUUUGGACCAAGGAGUGGUAUGUUGGAUACUAUCAUGGCAAAAUUGGAUUGGUGCAUACCAAGAACAUUCUUAUAAUGGGAAAAGUCCAACCGGUUAAUUUCAAAGGGCCUGAGCUGACCUCUACUGUUCUUUUAGACCGAAUUCUAACCCCAUGCAAAUGUCUCACUUACAUGUAUUCUUCACUGAGGACUAUACUGAUGGAAAACAUCAAUAGCUGGAGAGCAUUUGCUGAUGCAUUAGGCUACGUCAACCUUCCUCUGGCCCACUUUUGUCGUACGGAGGCUAACAGUGAGCCCGAAAAAGUUGCCUGUGUUCUUGAGAAGCUGAAAGAAGACUGCGACACAUCUGAAGGAAAGCAAAGGAAGUCUUUCCAAAAGGAGCUCUUCAUGGCCCUGUUGAAACUGGACUGUCAGGGGCUGGUGGCUCGGCUCCUGAAGGACUUUGCACUUCUGACUGCAGCAGUGGAAGUGGCUGAGCGCUGGAGAGACCUCGCGGAAAAACUGGCCAAAGUGUCACGCAAACAGAUGGAAUCUUAUGAGGCUCCUUACCGAGGCACAGACGGUGUGAUAGAGAGCGAGGCCAUGUGGAAGCCAGCUUAUGAUUUCCUGGUAACGUGGGCAGCCCAGAUCGGUGACAGCUACAGAGACAUACUCCAAGAGCUUCACACCGGCCUUGACAGGAUGAAGAACCCCAUCACGAAACGCUGGAGGCACUUAACAGGAACACUCGUCCUCAUCAACUGCCUGGACCUGUUACGGACCACCGCCUUUAGCACCGCCCCCCAGGAUGACUGCGCCGUAUAGACAUACGAAAAGACACCUUGUUACAGUGCAAUAUAUGAUAGAUAUCAUGUUCCUAGCGGCAUAGUGGCCAUAAUUAUGGGGAUUAUCCAUUUCAAAAUAUUAAAUGAUUUUAAGCAUACUGUAGAAAUUCCUUUCAAAAUAUAAUAAUAUAGUGGCGUCUAUAAACGUAAAUUAGCAAGCUGCUAGGAUAAUAAGACUGUGCUGUUUUGUACAAUCAAGAACUAAAUCAAGUUCCAGUUGUUUGGAGACUGUUAACAUUUAAUGCAAGUCAAGUGGCCACUUCUGCACACUACAUACACACUUCAGAGUUAACAUGGGAAGUUAAUAUUGUAAUCAGUACUGAAAAGCAAGAAAACAAUGUGUUUUUAUUUUCCUUUUUUUCCUCUAGAGCUAAAUCACAUCAAAACUUUUCAUCUGUUAAUCUGCAAAAUCUGCUUAUUAAGAUGAUAAUGAACCACUGACACAUAUAAGACAGAACCUCACAGCUGAAGAUCUAAGAAUAUGAAGAUCUAAUAUCUAAACUGUGAUCAGAUGCAACACUAGGCAGAUCAGUGCAGAGUUUUUUCCAUAUCUUUGUCACCUCUGGGAUCUCCAGAGAUUAGAGCCGUUAUGAAGGCUCUACAGAGCAUCAGUAGCGGACAUAUCUCCAUAUCAACUGUUCAAACGAGAUUAUUGUGUAUUUCGGCCGCCUUCAGCAUUGUUUUACAAUGUAGAAAGAAAUAAACAUCAGGAAAGACCAUGGAAUUAGAAGAUGUGUCCAAACUUUUGACUGGUAGUGUAUGUGAAUGGGCGUGGCUGUGUGAUGCCCUGCUGCCCCAUACACACAGCAUACACUGAUCAGGCAUAACAUUCUGAGAACUGAAAGGUGACAUGAAUAACACUGAUGAUCUCCUCAUCAUGGCACCUGUUAGUGGGUGGGAUAUAUUAGACAGCAAGUGAACAUUUUGUCCUCAAAGUUGAUGUGAUAGAAGCAGGAAAAAUUGGCAAGUGUAAGGAUUUGAGCGAGUUUGACAAGGGCCAAAUUGUGAUGGCUAGACGACUGGAUCAGAGCAUCUCCAAAACUGCAGCUCUUGUGGGGUGUUCCCGGUCUGCAGUGGUCAGUAUCUAUCAAAAGUGGUCCAAGGAAGGAACAGUGGUGAACCGGUGACAGGGUCAUAGGCGAACAAGGCUCACUGAUGCACGUGGGGAGUGAAGGGCUGAUCCAAUAGACGAGCUACUGUUGCUCGAGUUGCUGAAGUAGGUAAUGUUGGUUCUGUUAUUUGGUAAUGUUAUGCCUGAUCAGUGUAUCUCAGCCUUACUACAUUUUGCCAAGCUUUGCUAGCAAGCUUGUUUCAGUAAACCUGAACAAUCAUCACACAUUCAGAUGUGUGAACAAAGAGAUCAGACUCCACAUACAGUAUGAUACAAUUCACAUGGCUUUAAUCCAACCUGCGAUUUCAGUUUCAACCCAAGCAAGAUGUUUACUCUCACGGUGCUCAUGAACAACAAAAAGCCAAACCACAUGUUAAGUAUUGAUAUUUUUUUACAUACUUGCUAUAAUACUUGCUGUAGAUUUAGAAUAGUUUGUAUAAAGCAUUUCAAACUCUCAUUUCAUGUGUUACUCUCAUUUCAUUCAAAUGACUGAAAGCAAAAAAAAACAAAUAUAAUGCUUGAAAAAUGUGCCAAAUACUGUGUUUUAUAUAAAUGUGAGUAUACCCACUGAAACUGAUUUGUAUAUGUGCAUUGAUUUUUAUCCAGAAGCGUUCAUACUGUCUAGAAAUGAUGUUUUAGUGAUAAGACAGCGUGUCUCUGCCUGUUAUAUUUAAGUGUAUCCACUUUUCUGACGUUUUAUGUUCACAUGUAAUAUACUACGCUCCAUAUUUCUUUGUGCUACUGAUGAGUUGAUAUUUUUCCAAAGCAUUUUAAUGUAAAUGAGUGUAAAUAUUGUGUCUGAAUCAGAAAAAAAGUGUACCUGUCUUUGCUGCAUGUUUUUAUUUUUGGUUGAUAUAAAAAGGAGACCAUUGUUUUGUAUCGUA
This is a messenger RNA of Hemibagrus wyckioides, 5101 nucleotides long. RefSeq names its product SH3-domain binding protein 4 (gene sh3bp4). Bases 234 to 3086 code for a protein of 950 amino acids. The record is from RefSeq and is a predicted model, not a curated record. Gene Ontology annotation, cellular component: cytoplasm. The transcript has 5 exons. Gene Ontology annotation, molecular function: protein binding. NCBI's taxonomy places the organism in Eukaryota, Metazoa, Chordata, Actinopteri, Siluriformes, Bagridae.